This is a messenger RNA of Chinchilla lanigera (long-tailed chinchilla), 867 nucleotides long. RefSeq names its product upper zone of growth plate and cartilage matrix associated (gene Ucma). Gene Ontology annotation, biological process: regulation of osteoblast differentiation; embryonic skeletal system development. The record is from RefSeq and is a predicted model, not a curated record. The transcript is spliced from 5 exons. Gene Ontology annotation, cellular component: extracellular matrix. The coding region runs from base 107 to 520 and encodes 137 amino acids. NCBI's taxonomy places the organism in Eukaryota, Metazoa, Chordata, Mammalia, Rodentia, Chinchillidae.
UGUCCUGGCUGACUUAAAAGUAAGUACCAGGCUGGUGGUGGCAUCGGAGGCUGCAGGACACUUCAACUGCCCUGUGGAUCCUAAGGGAGCCUCAGCGCCCACAAAGAUGACUUGGAGACAGGUCCUCCUCCUGUCCUGCCUCUCAGCCAUGGUGCUCCUGUCUAUGCUUCGGGAGGGCACCAGCGCGUCGGUGGGCAGCAGGCAGAUGGCGGGAGAAGCCCAGGAAGGUGUGAGACAGAAGGUUUUCAUGCAGGAAUCGGAUGCCUCAAAUUUCCUCAAGAGACGCAGCAAGCGUUCCCCCAAAUCGCGCAAUGAGGUCAAUGCAGAAAACAGGCAGAAGCUGCAGGCUGAUGAGCUGCAGAAAGAAUAUUAUGAGGAACAAAGAAACGAAUUUGAGAACUUCGUGGAGGAGCAAAAAGAUGAGCAGGAAGAGAGGAGCCGGGAGGCCGUGGAGCAGUGGCGACAGUGGCACUACGACGGGCUGUUCCCUUCCUAUCUGUACAACCGCCACCACAUCUGACCCCCUCCUGAGGCCACCCGAGGGACGGAGUGUGAAGCAACCCCAGCCACCCCGGGGCCACUGCAUCCCUUUGCGGGCCCAGCAUAGGGUCUGUCACACUGCAUGGCCCUGGUUAAUCCACACCUUUUAUUCCCACGGCUUUCCAGGCCUGGCUUCAGCUUCCGUAUCAAUGGUUUCCUGAGGCGAGCAGCUGCCUGUGGCUCGUCCCAAAGCAAAGCCACAGUGCUGCUCCCCGGCUUGGCCCCCAUCCUUGGUCCUCGAUCCUGACAGGACAGGCACAAGAAUCACUGUAGGGAGAAAUGAUUUCUUGUUUGCUUGGUGCUUAUAAAUAAAGAUGCUGAACCAGU